Messenger RNA from Cryptococcus amylolentus CBS 6039, 1362 nucleotides. RefSeq lists its product as hypothetical. Lineage: Eukaryota; Fungi; Basidiomycota; Tremellomycetes; Tremellales; Cryptococcaceae. Bases 1 to 1362 code for a protein of 453 amino acids. The transcript has a single exon. The record is from RefSeq and is a predicted model, not a curated record.
AUGUCACAAGAGGAAGUCCAGUCCCAUGUGGACAAGGCUUUAUCCAAGCUCGAAGAGUCUUGGCGAAUCGCAUCUCGUACUAGCCAGCUUUCACAAAUGGUAUACAAGAUGACCCUGGACGAGAAACCAAAUGACAAUGAUCCGGAGGAUGAGGAUGAGGAGGAGCAGUACAGGCUUGACUUGGUCAAACAAUCCUUCUUCAACGAGACUCGCAAACGUAUUGGGGAGAGGAUUAAAUUUUCCACUGAUGGUGGAUUUCCAAGUGUAGAUAGCGCCGGAAUCAACAGGUAUCCAUUACAAGUGGACAUUUCAUCCGUCUUUGCGGAAGGGCAACAAGAUCCGCAAGUGUGGCUCGACGAUCUUACAGCCAAUGUUCUCCAAACAGGAUUUGACAAUGUUGUUUCCAACGCUUCGAUGGGCAUGAUGGAUCCGUCUGUGGCGUAUCACGUAGUGAGCGCACACGUUGCUGGCCACCUGUACGAACCAGUCAUAGUUCAAGGACGGGAGAAAGCGCUGGAAGGUUAUCAAGAGUCCUGUAAGGACAUGACAGUGAAACAGCUGGAGAACAAGCUCCGAGACGUGUCGGAUCUUUACACAGGCCAGCCUCGAUCCAUUUGGGAUAGUUUAGCUCCGUGGUCUCGUAGCACCAAGAUGACUGGCUACCUUUGCGGUGAGACCAAAGGUGUAUCGGCUGUAGAGGAAAAGCCCUUCAAUUUACAUUCCUUGGAUGACGUGAACGCGAGCUUGCGAGCUGAGCUGACCAAACGAGAAUCCGAUUUCGAAAUCGAGUAUGGCGAAGCACCCUCUGAGAAUCUGGAUCCAGAGAAUCUUCCUGAGAGCGCUCGCCAGGACGAAGAGCGUCUCAAGCAUUUCAUUAAACAGCGUUUCAGCAAAUUUGAACCCGUGUCCAAUAUCACGGACAAUCUCGCCAAGAUUUACGGGUCUUCCGAUGGCUCGCAGCCACCCGAAGAUCGUGAUAUACUCCCCGCUCUGUUCAUCCCCUCUGAGCAGGCUCGAUUCUUCAAGAUAGGGUCCUUCAAUCUGAGGAAAAGUCGAGUCUUUUUCCUCAAGGGAAUGGAUCGUUUCACCUGGGCGAUAUCUAACGACCCAAGCUUCAAGCCUUUCAAACGAGCGGGUAUGGUUCCCGAUGAUGACACGUUCACUGAUUGGAACAAGAUUAAGUUUAGGCUUGUCGAAGAGGACUCUAUCGAUGCGCCUACCAAGAUAGAAGAGCUCUGGCCCAAGAGCAUUGAGGACGUGACCAGUGGCGGUGGUCAACAAGUGAUUGACGAGAUGACGGCAGACCAAGAGAAGUCGGAAAAGGAGGAGUGGUCUCCGACAGAUGAAAUUUUAGCUACUUGA